AUGUCCAAUUUCAUUCUAUGGCUUCAUGAUGCUCACUUGUCUAGUGUCGCUUGGGCUCUCCAGUCCAGUCCUGAGGAUGUCAAGGUGAUCAACUCUUGGCCAGGUGCUAGAAACAGAACAACGCCCAAAGUACCUACAACCAUAUCGUAUGAGAAUGGAAAAUUCCUGUGGGGCUAUCAGACACCGAUGUUUGGCGAGGUCGUUCGGGGUGUCAAGCUCCUGCUUGACCCGACUCAGGAAAUCGAUUACAGGCCUGCGGUACAGUCCAAGGACAUAUUGGCAAAGUAUGGCAAGCAGCCACUUGACGUCGCUCGGGAUUACCUUCAGCUUCUUGUGAACUCGGCAAAGGAAACCCUCCGUCGUGGGUUCGGGAACGCCCUGGACAGCAUGGAGAUUCGAUACGUACUAACGGUUCCUGCUGUUUGGACUGACAAAGCCAAGAACAUGACUUUAACUGCAGCGACUGAUGCCGGUAUUUCUGCGCUCGAUGUGACCCUGGUGUCGGAACCCGAGGCAGCAGCUCUCUCUUGCCUGAACGCACUUCAGCCCGGUACUAUCGAGAACGGUGAUGUGGUCAUAAUAUGCGACGCGGGCGGUGGUACAGUGGACCUGAUCUCCUACUGUAUGAAGAGUGUCAAUCCCCUUGAAUUAAUAGAAGUCACUCAGGGAACUGGGGCCAUUUGUGGAUCUGUACUUCUCGACAAGCGGUUUGAAAGCUAUCUGGUCGGACUCCUCGGAAAGAAAACAUACCAAAGCCUAUCCUACAAAACCCGGGAGACAGCAUUGAAUUACUGGCAGGACUUCGUGAAGCCGAAUUUUGCCGGUGUCUCGAUUGAUGAUCAUGACGAAUACUCCGAGGUGGACUACUCUGUGCCUUUGAACGGUAUUGGCGACAAGCCGGAGAUAGCGCUAGAGGGUGGAUUCUUGAAUAUGACAAAGGAGAAUGUUGGGGGCAUAUUUCUUCCCGUCGUCGAUGAGAUUGAGAGGCUGGUGCUGGACCAGAUAUUACAAGUAUCCCUGGCUGGAAUGCGGCCCAAGGCUAUCCUUCUAGUUGGGGGUUUUGGUUCUUCCGAGUAUCUCUUCCGACGUUUGCAAUCCGCCGUGGUGAAUGUAACGGUGAUGCAGCCGCCUAAUGCAUGGUCUGCCGUUGUUCAGUCGGACAGCGGAUUGCUCGAUGAUCACUACGGGAUCAAAUUCGACGACGAGUACAAUCGACGGCUUCAUAACGCAGGGGACAAAUAUUGGAACUUGUUGACUGAAAAGUGGUACGUGGCCAAUCGCAUGAAGUGGUACAUUGAAAAGGGAACUCCCAUCUCCGAGGACAAGCCGAUCAGAAUGAGCUGGUAUCGUUGGAUCGCAAAGGUGGGUUGCGUGGAGAAAUUAAAACGAGUCGGCGGUUCGCUGUACAUCUGCAACCUUGAUGAAGCACCAGAUCAUCUCACUGAAGACGUCUUUAAGGUCUGCACUUUGGAGGCAAACCUCAGUGCAAUUCCACGCAAGUUAUUUGGCAGUGGGAUAAAUUCCUUGGGACAGAAGUACUACACAAUCCCUUAUCAGAUUACCAUGACACCUACUUCUGCGUCUAUUUUGUUCAACCUGGAGUUCAACGGGGUGUCUUAUGGAUCAGUGCAGGCCAGGUAUUAA
Messenger RNA from Aspergillus thermomutatus, 1644 nucleotides. RefSeq lists its product as uncharacterized. Bases 1 to 1644 code for a protein of 547 amino acids. NCBI's taxonomy places the organism in Eukaryota, Fungi, Ascomycota, Eurotiomycetes, Eurotiales, Aspergillaceae. Gene Ontology annotation, molecular function: ATP-dependent protein folding chaperone; ATP binding. The transcript is spliced from 11 exons. The record is from RefSeq and is a predicted model, not a curated record.